AUGCCUGUGGUGGCUGUACUGCUACUUGUCAACAUGCUGGGCGGGGUCACGUGUGCCAGCCCUCAAGCAACCCCCAAGAAGCAGAAGCUGGCGUUGUGUGCGCCUGUCAAGGCUUUGACCAAGUCGUGCUCCUCCAAGGCCGGCCCGACCGCCCUCAUGGACCAGAUAUGCAGCGAGCUGCUGGCACCCGCCAACGCAACGGCUGACAGCAAGGACCCCACCAAGCUGCAUUACGGCUGCGGCGUGGCUACCACAGCACAGGUCAACAGAGUUUCGGGUGACCUGGCAGCGCUCGAGCCCAAGAUCACUGCCGCCGCCGCCCAGGUCAGCUCUGUGCAGGCCACUGCCUUCCAGGGGAGCAACCAGACGGCCGCGCUGCGGGCCCAGGUGGCUGAGCUCACAGCGGCGGCCGCGGCGCUCAGCGCCCUUGUGCAGCAGCUGCAAGCAAACGCAGCCAACGCCACCGGCGCAGGCACCAUCAUCACUAAGGAGCUCGCCGCCCUUGCAGCGGCCGACACGCGCACCGCCCAGAAGCUGGCCCUGCUGGCGGCGGCAAACCAGACCGCGGCCCAGGACAUCGCGGCGCUCAAGGCUGCGCAGCAGCAGUGCACCUGCGGCCCGGAACUGUCGGCCGUCGACACCACCCUAGUCACCAUCAAGGCGGCCCAGGCGGCGAACGCGGCUGCAGUAUCCCUGGCGAACGCGACCUUGGAGUCCUUGAAGUUCACAGUCACUACAGGCGCGGCAACCAUCGAAGCGGCCAACACCAGCCUCGCCACCCUGGCAGCCAAUGUAGCCAAUGUGUCUGCAACCAACUUUUCCGUCUACGCAAAAACUGCCGACCUGGCCAACAUCAACGCAAGAAUCCUCGACGAGAAGGAACGGUAA
Messenger RNA from Monoraphidium neglectum, 888 nucleotides. RefSeq lists its product as hypothetical. Lineage: Eukaryota; Viridiplantae; Chlorophyta; Chlorophyceae; Sphaeropleales; Selenastraceae. The transcript has 5 exons. The coding region runs from base 1 to 888 and encodes 295 amino acids. The record is from RefSeq and is a predicted model, not a curated record.